This is a messenger RNA of Telopea speciosissima, 453 nucleotides long. RefSeq lists its product as uncharacterized. The transcript has a single exon. The record is from RefSeq and is a predicted model, not a curated record. Gene Ontology annotation, molecular function: nucleic acid binding; RNA-DNA hybrid ribonuclease activity. NCBI's taxonomy places the organism in Eukaryota, Viridiplantae, Streptophyta, Magnoliopsida, Proteales, Proteaceae. Bases 1 to 453 code for a protein of 150 amino acids.
AUGUUCAGUACCCAGGUCUUGGAUGGUUUCAGAGGUGUGUGUCGCAAUUUGGAUUCUCUUUUCACUUUUGAAUUUGCUUAUGGGAUCGGAUGGAAUUAUGAUCUGGCUGCUGAAGCUAUUGCCGCUAAAUCUGCUAUGAUCCUUGCUAUCACCCUGAACCUCAACAAAAUUAUCAUUGAGAGCGACAACCUGUUAAUCAAGCAACUCCUGAGCAGAUCUUCGAACGCAAUUCCUUGGAGGAUCGCUCCCAUUUUGAAUGACUGUUUCAAUAUGCUUCACAUGUUUGAGGACAUCAGAUUCAGCCAUGUCCUAAGGGAAGGAAAUGCUGUGGCGGAUUCACUUGUGUCAUUUGCGUCUACUACACAAGAUUCCAACUUUUGGUUUUCCCCUCCCCCUUCUAUCUCCCCCUUACUGUAUGCUGACUCUUUUGGAACUUUGUUCCUUCGUCAAUAA